CGCUCCCGGCCGGUCCACGCGGGGCCAUGGCCACCCGCUCCCUGCGGCGCCUCGGGGCCCUGCUGCCCGCGGCCGGUAAAGCGGGCCCAGGCAGCUUGCAUUUCAGAGGGUCCCCCUGUGCCUUCAGCACUGCAGCUCAGCAGAGAAGUACAGGAGACGAGUGUGGCCCAGAGGAGCCCAGUGAGGAGCCCAAGCACCCCCUCUCUGACUGUGCCUUGGAGCACAAAGCCAUCAAAUUGGAGGAGCAAGUCCGAGAUUUAACUGAGCGGUACCGGAAAGCUUUGGCAGAUUCCGAGAACGUCCGCAGGAGAACACAGAAGUUUGUGGAAGAUGCCAAACUCUUUGGGAUCCAGAGUUUCUGCAGGGACCUGGUGGAGGUUGCAGACAUCCUGGAGAAGACAACCGAGAGCGCCGCGGUCCAGGCGGAGCCCAGCGAUCCCAACCCCACCCUGAAGAAAAUCUACGAGGGCCUCUCCCUCAUCGAGGCCAAGCUGCAGAGCGUCUUUGCCAAGCAUGGCCUGCACAAGAUGAACCCUGUUGGUGGCAGGUAUGACCCCUACGACCACGAGAUCAUCUGCCACGUGCCAGCCGAGGGCAUGCAGCCCGGCACGGUGGCGCUGGUCACGCAGGACGGAUACAAACUGCACGGCCGCACCAUCAGGCACGCGCUGGUCGGCGUGGCCGUGGAGGCACAGGAGUGAUGUGGCUUCAGCUGCUCCAGCUGGGGCCUUCCUGAGCUGGGGACACUCACAGCUGUAUGUGUUUAUUUAUUUAUUGAGCUGGGUUCGUGUGGUGUGACGGUUUCGGCGUCGCCGUUCGUUCUGAGGUACUUGUGUGUUUAAUGAUCCUAAACGGAGGCUGUGGAGGAGUAGCAGGAGUGCUGCUGGCUGUCAGAAAUUUGUGGGGCUGUAGCACCUUUCUCUGCUUAUUUCUCCAUGGGGAAGAUGUUAUUUCUCUGUAUGGGGAAGAGAGGAAAGAAAGGGAAAUUCUCUUCUUGUCUCUCUGUUCCAUCUCUGAGGGAGACUCUGCAGUGGCCUCCAGGAACUUCUCUGCCUCACUUCCCACGGCUGAAUUAAGGGACUGUAAUAACACUGACCUACCUCACAGGGAUGUGGUGAGGCUUUUCAUGUGCAAAGUACUGGGAAAAGUCCAGAGGGAUGGAAGAAUAUUAUUAUCACCUGGAUUUGAUGUCAUCCCCUGUCCCCAGACCCUCGGAUGGGGUGAAGAUGAUCACUUGAAAUGACAUUUAGGGGCAGCUUUUUCUUACAUUGCUUCAGGAAAACAAUCUGGAAUUCAUGGAAUCUCUGUCGUACUAGAGUUGAAUAGAGAUGAGACUUCAAAAAGAACUCAGUUGUUAGGUCACACUAAUGUUAAUAUUCCUUCUCCAGGUAAAAUUCCAGCUUAACUCUUGGUUCCCAGAAACAGGGAAUGGUGAUUUGUGGUGGAGCCACAAAACUGUCCUACAUCUCUUAAUCUCCAGCCUAAAUGUAUGUUUUAGAGGAGAGCAAUUUCUCUUCCCUGGUGGGUAUUUGUGCAGCUUUCAAGCAUGAUAAACUGUGUGCUCUUUAUUGCAGCUGCUGGCAAAAUGGAGCUGUGCCCUUAAGCAGGAAAUCUGGACUGUUCUGUUUUCUCAGCUCUCCAGUAGAGAUGCUCACAUUACACCAACUUCCAAUACACAUUCUGAUCCUACUUCCAAAGAUCCUGGUAAAUAUUAAACCUUUUGGGUUUUGAUGCAAGGAGAAAAAAAAUCUCUGCUCCAAAGUCUCAAGUGCCCUUGAAGCAAUUUUAGCAGCAGUGACAAGAAAGCAAGAGAAGCAGAAGGCUGAGGAAGUGAAAGCUGACCUCAAGCUGUCCUCCUGGUUGGAGGCAUGUUGUUGUCACAGCACAUAUGUAUUUCCCACUGGCCCUAUUGCCUGGGAGUUCAUUUAUCUCAGCUGAAAGGAUGCAGUCACUGAGGAGAAUUUAGAAUUUAGAAUCAGAAUUUAACCCUUUGCAGAGCAGCAAUGACAGAAGAACAGAUACAGCCACAAAACCAGGAAUGGUUGCUUUUCAGGUUGUUUCUUACUAAUUGGUUCAUUCCUUCCUUUUUACUUUCUGGAACCUGACAAAUGCACUUCCAAAAAUGCUUUACUUAGAGUGGAUGCCAUCUCUGGUUUGGAAGAAAAUUUAUUCUUCUCCCAUUCCUUUGCAGGCUUCAGCUGAAAAACCCUUUUGUGGUAGACUUCAAGAUUGUCACAGCCUUUAAUAUUACCUGUGGGGAGACUGUGUACAGUUAGUGGCUUGGCAUCCCAGAAAUUUAAGGAAUCUGCACAUUUAUAACCUGCUCCAUGUAAUUUUUUUAGUGGCAGCUGUGGUGUGAGUCUAGUAAUCCUUUUUGGAGCGUGGGUUUCUGCCUCUGCAGUAGGUUCUGUGGGAGGUACUGGAGAUUUCAGCCCUGAAAGAGCACUUCUGGCAGCUUUAGAUGAUGGGAAAAUCUCUUGUUCAGUGUCUUUUAUUAUUGUGUUUUUGGAAGUCUCAGAGAUAAACAGGACUUUUAUUCAUUUGUGCUGAGCAGGUCACCAGGGUACGCUGUUUCUCCAGAGAAGAAUGGUUAAAAUAUGAAAUGUGGCACUACAAAUCUGACUGCUCUUCCUCAAAAGUGAGGAACCCUGUCCUCAGCUGGAAGGAGCAGUGGGGUCCCUGCUGCCUCUUCAGCCCCUGCUGGAUCAGCUGAGCCUUGCAGUGUGAGGGGAGAGCUGGGAACCAACUUUGAAAGUGGAACUUUAGUUGUAAGGAACCCAACAGAAGCACAGGUAUUUUACACAACAGUCAGUGAGGCUGCAGCUGGGUGUGAGCAGGAGUGAUGGGAUCCAAAUCCUCUUUAUUAAACUCACCCAUGGAGCCACUGGACUGUGAAAAAAAUGUUAGAGCCCCUCAGUCCAACUUGGGUUUGCCAUGCCUGUCUCCUCAACCAGUACUGACCCACUUCUGCCUUAAGGAAAUUCCCUGAAAUGCACUCCAGACCUUCUGUCUGUACUGAGGUGAUUUCUUCAGCUUUGUGUCUGGGCUCUGCUCUCACUGAGCUCUGCAGUGUGGCUGCAGCAGCAACCUGAGGGAUGCAGUUCCUGUGUAGUCCUCCCCACCCUCACAGAGGCCCUGUUUAAUUUGGGCCAAGUUCUUUUCCCAGUCAAACCUACAAAAUUUCUACAGGAUCCUGUCAGAUUUAAUGAUUCCUGUGAAAUGGAACCAGUGCUGGGAGACUCUUUCACAGAUGUUACCAAAGAGAUAAAUCCUGUAGCUGUUGUUUGUCCCAGUUUCUGCUUCCUCUGAAAGGUGAAGUGAAAAUGAAAUAACCAAACCUGGAUUCCAUCACAGAAUCCAGAUUUCCCAGGUACAUUUUGAUUCUCUUGCCUUUCAAGCACACUUUAUGAUGGUUUUUUUUUUGUCCUGGAUGAGAUUGUAGAAGGAUGAGUUGAAUUUCUCCUUGGUUCUUGCUGCCUUUUUUGCCCUGUUUCUGUAAACCUGCAGGGAGGGGACUGACCCCUCUGCAGUCACUCUCUGCAGUGAGUGUUUAAUAAAACAGAAAUCCAUGAACAGGGCAGAGGAGAGGAAGUGUCUUGUACUUUUUAGCCAUUUCCACACCUGGACAAGUCUCCAGUGGCACUGUCAUGAGCGUGGCAAGAUCUGAACUCUCACCAGGAGCAGUGCAGAAUGAAAUGGAUGUUGCUUUGUGAACCUUCACUCCCCACUGCUUCAGCAGCAGAGCUUCUGUUGGAAGAGCUGUGAUCACUCAACAGCUCUUAGUAGUCCCUUAAUUAAAAAAUAAAAAAUAUUUAAGUUUUAUAUUGUGAAUACUGUAGUAUUUUUUUAUUUUAAAACUCGAGGUGUUUUGAUAUUGCAAAGUCAAAUGAACAAAGUGUUGCUAAUCUCCAUAAAUCUGAGGCCAUUUAGGUGGGGGGGAAAUGUGUAAAUAUUGUAAUUUUUGUGUGUUUCUGUGCUCUCUGUUUACCCAAAGGCUCUGGCUGUAUGAAAGACAGAGAUGUGUGGGAGCAGUGCAAGGAAUUGACGACAACAUUUGAAUUGAUGUUGGAAAUUUCCUUUAGAUGUCCAGAUACUGUCCAUUUGCUAAUAAAACUGAAGAAUUGCAGUGA
Molecule: messenger RNA, 4130 nt
Organism: Catharus ustulatus (Swainson's thrush)
Lineage: Eukaryota; Metazoa; Chordata; Aves; Passeriformes; Turdidae
Gene: GRPEL2
Product: GrpE like 2, mitochondrial
Exons: 4
Coding region: 27-701 (224 amino acids)
Biological process (GO): protein folding; protein import into mitochondrial matrix
Cellular component (GO): PAM complex, Tim23 associated import motor
Molecular function (GO): protein homodimerization activity; protein-folding chaperone binding; adenyl-nucleotide exchange factor activity
Source: RefSeq, a predicted model, not a curated record